AUGGCGAACAAGGAAUCAUGGUUAAAUCUUGUAUUCACGGAGCAUCUUGACAUCAUUAAAAUGGAUACCAAACCAUCCAUCUAUCCAUUAUCCAUCCAUUAUCAAAAGCGCGCGACAUCUGAAACCAUGAAGACCCAAAAGUCAAAAAAGGCUGGCUUGAACGGUAGGUAG
This is a messenger RNA of Sclerotinia sclerotiorum 1980 UF-70, 171 nucleotides long. RefSeq lists its product with no specific name. The coding region runs from base 1 to 171 and encodes 56 amino acids. NCBI's taxonomy places the organism in Eukaryota, Fungi, Ascomycota, Leotiomycetes, Helotiales, Sclerotiniaceae. The transcript is spliced from 2 exons. The record is from RefSeq and is a predicted model, not a curated record.